Triticum dicoccoides is the source of this 997-nucleotide messenger RNA. RefSeq names its product protein FON2 SPARE1-like. Lineage: Eukaryota; Viridiplantae; Streptophyta; Magnoliopsida; Poales; Poaceae. Bases 300 to 722 code for a protein of 140 amino acids. The record is from RefSeq and is a predicted model, not a curated record. The transcript has a single exon.
CCCAUUCCAUACGCUCGCUAGCUCGCAGCUGGCCCAGGAGUCCCAUGGAAGCAACCACUCCCCUCUUAACGCCACAUUGAAUCCCAAUCAACGCCAGCGUCCGUCCGUCCGUCCGUCCCCUCCACCAUACGCCAUAGCUAACCCCGCAAGCUUCCUCGACCGACCGGCCGGCUUCGUACGCCCGUGCAGAGCCAGUGCGACGUCCAUCUCCUGCCACCCGGCUGGGCUAGCUAGCUACCUACCUUGUCCUCCUGUGGCUCGCCGCGCUCCAUGACUCCCCAGGCCUGCGCGCGGAGGCCAUGAGACGACCCGGCGGCGCCGCCCCCGUCGUCGUCCUCCUCCUCUGGCUCGCCGCGCUCACCUUCGCCUUCCACGGCUGCGGCGGCGGCCUCCUCCGUUGCGGAAGCUCGGUGGCCGUGGUUGAGCGGGAUCGUCGUCCGGCCUCUCUUCCCAGGAAGAUGCUUCUGGCCGUGGAGAGCCGGAGCCUCGACCCCUCGUCGGCCGCCGGUGCUCCACAAGAUCAACACCACCACCACCACCAGCACCACCAUCAUCAUCGUGCUGGUCACCACCAUCGUCAACGGCACCACCGCCUCCCAAGCAAAUGGAACUGGCAGAGAGUCCCGCCGUCCGCCGCUCCCGGGGACGGCGAGGAGGUCGACCCGCGGUACGGCGUGGAGAAGCGCCUCGUCCCGACAGGCCCGAACCCGUUGCAUCACUGAGGGCCGCCGGGCUUCCAUCCAUGGGCGAUUCUUCAUGUACUUAUCCUGAUCAGAAGCUGCAAAAGCAUGCAAGGGGGAGGGAGAAAAAGAACCGAAAUUUUACUAGCUGUGGUACAUAUGAAUUAUUAUUAUGUUGUGUUGUUGUUGAGUAUGCGUCUCUUCCUCUUUCACAUUUGUAGUUUGUCCAUUCUUUGAUUUUCUCUGCUAGCUGCAUGAUCAAAAUCUUGGCAUGAAUAAGAUGAGUACGACUGCAGGUGACAUUUGCAUGUACUGCA